Molecule: messenger RNA, 2617 nt
Organism: Balaenoptera musculus (blue whale)
Lineage: Eukaryota; Metazoa; Chordata; Mammalia; Artiodactyla; Balaenopteridae
Product: histone-arginine methyltransferase CARM1-like
Exons: 13
Coding region: 271-1668 (465 amino acids)
Biological process (GO): peptidyl-arginine methylation
Molecular function (GO): protein-arginine N-methyltransferase activity
Source: RefSeq, a predicted model, not a curated record
CCGUGGGAUGGCUGCACCCUCCCGCGCAGCUACCGCGCGGCCCUGUGUGCCGGGGGUCCCCGCGUGCCAGCGGCGGCCGGGCACCGGCUGUUGCGGGCGGAUGCGCAAGGGGGCGGGUGCGGCCCCAGCCGGCGGACGAAGAGCGAACUCGCGGCGGAGGUGAGGAGGGUGCUGGCGCUUCCAAGUCCCUCCCCUUCCCGCGGCGGGUUCUGGGCGCACGGAGCAGUGCGGGGCGGCGCCGCUGGAGCUCGUGGCAGAGGCGCUCGCACCAUGGCCGAGGCUCCCGCUCCCGCCCCCGCCCGGGCCCCGGCGCGCCGGCACUACCGCGUGCAACUGCGCUUCGUCACCGAGGAGCAGCUCUUCGCCGCGGGGCCGCUCUCGCUUCCCAACCCGAAGUCUCUGCGGCUGGAGGUGCACCCGGCAGGGGAGGAGGCGGAUGCGACGGUGACUGACGCUGAUGGUGUCUGUGUCUUCAAAUGCUCACUCAACGGAGACACUGAAUGUUGCUGUGUGGGGAAGGAGUCCAUCUUGAUUUCUCUGGGCUACCACAGUGCUUUGCUGAAGUUUGAGUCUCAUGCUGAAUUCAGCGCAUUUUCCAAUACCGUGAAAAGAUGCCGGCGUGAGGAAAAGGAAUACUCAGUGUUCAGCCAGCGGACAGAAGAGGCGUCUGCUGCACAGUACUUCCAGUUUUAUGGCUGCCUUUCCCAGCAGCAGAACAUGAUGCAAGAUUUUGUGAGGACAGCCACUUACCACAGAGCCAUCCUCCAGAACCACACUGACUUUAGAGAUAAGGUUGUUCUAGAUGUUGGUUGUGGAUCAGGAAUACUGUCAUUUUUUGCUGUGCAGGCCGGAGCUCGGAGAGUCUAUGCAGUUGAGGCCAGUUCAGUAGCACAAUAUGCUGAGAUGCUAGUGAAAAGUAACCACCUUUCAGACAAGAUCAUUGUUUUGCCAGGGAAAAUUGAAGAAAUCUCACUUCCUGAGGCUGUAGAUGUGAUCAUUUCAGAACCAAUGGGAUACAUGCUGUUCAAUGAAAGGAUGUUGGAAAGUUACCUUCAUUCCAAAAAAUGGCUGAAAGCAAAUGGAAUGAUGUUCCCGACGUUCGGCGACAUCCACCUGGCCCCCUUUUCUGAUGAACAGCUGUACAUGGAACACCACUCCAGAGCCAACUUUUGGUACCAGCAGUGCUUCUACGGGGUUAACCUGUCCAGUCUCCGGGGUGCUGCGGUGGACGAAUACUUCAGACAGCCAAUAGUAGACACAUUUGACAUUAGGAUUUUGAUGGCUCGGACAGUCAAGUACACAGUAAACUUUAUGGAUGCAGAAGAGGCAGAUCUCCACAGAGUAGAAAUUCCCUUUGUGUUUCAGAUGGCGCAGUCUGGCCUCAUCCACGGCCUGGCAUUCUGGUUUGACGUGGCCUUUGUUGGCUCUCUGGUAACAGUUUGGCUGUCAACAGCGCCCACUGAGCCUCUGACUCACUGGUAUCAGGUGCGGUGCCUUCUUCAGACUCCUCUCUUUGCCAAGGAAGGAGAGACCCUCUCAGGGAGAGUGCUGUUUGUGGCCAAUAAACGACAGAGCUAUGACAUUCAGAUCGUGGCGCUGGUAAACCAGACAGGCUUCAGGUCUGGGAACACCCUCGAUUUAAAGAAUCCUUUCUUUAGGUUUGCUUAGAAGAUAGUGACAAGCCAAGCCAUAAGUAAAUGAAGGCCCGAGAAGUCCCUUGACAUGCAAGUUAAUCCUUCAUGUUCACAUGCAUUCUAAAUUUUACAAGGAUGUUUAUUUAGGUUUAUUUAAAUUCCUUUUUUCCUCCUUAACUUUAAAAUGUGCAUCCUAAUUUUACUGACAAAUCUAUUUCUUGGUGCUUCUUUACCUGGACUGGUCCUUAACAGCUUUCUGCAUGUAGCCGAAGAAUGAUUUUCUUUUCUGUUUUUUUUUUUUUUUUUUAUAGUAAAGCCAACAGCAUUGCUUUAAUUUUUGAAGUAUUUAAAAAAGAAAUUGAACAAAAUCCUACCUCAUGUUUAUAACGUAUGCAUAUGUAUGACAUGACAUUAGAGCAUGUGAGGGGUGACCUAUUUGCAAUUUUAAGCUGUUCUUGCAAAUAUUUUCAGUAAAUCAAUAGCUAGUGCCCAGCUCAGCGAUGUGUUAAAGAAUUUUUGCUUUAUUCAGGUCAUGGAAUAAUAUGAUGUCAGGAAUGUUCUUCAUUGGCAAUAUUUGAUGACUCUGUGUGUAGUUAAGAAAAUAAAGAUGGAAGCUUUGUCAGUCCUCUUAGGUUUACAAUAAACAUGUACAGUGUGAGACACCAGUGAGGCCUCUCCUUUACGUUAAGACAUUCGUUGUAUGUCACACUUCAAAUGGUGGUGAAAGAUGAUCUUUCUGAAGAGCGGGUUUUCCCCUGGCUCAACAGCCCUUAUAAACGUGGAUGUCACGUCAGCACCACGAUCUAAUGAAGCCCAACAGGCACCCUGCUCACUCCGUGGGGGAACCUGGGAUAAAGAGCGGUUACAUAUUCUCAUCAGUCAGCCGGUCACCCACGGCCGUCAGCUUUCCACUCUGGUGCUUUCACUCCUUCUGGCAGCUCAGUUUGAAAUAGCCUUCUCCUUCUAUCCAUGCCAACAGUCCU